UCAUCAGCCUGCGACGUUACGCCUCUCUGCCGCGAGUUUAAACAUGGAGCCGAACAUGGCGGAGGGUUCGUCCCUCACUGCGGCUCUGCUGAGCUCCUUACUCAGCCUGGGGGUCCCUCCGGACCUGGGGGUCCAGGUGACCGAGCUGUACCGGCUCCAGACGGCCCUGAUGAGGAGGAGGAGGCUCCGGGAGAUGAUGGAGAGGGACCGGAGGAGGCGGCAGUACCUGCGGAGGAGGAGGGCGUUCCUGCUGUCCUCCCUGGCCGGGGUCCUGAGCCUCAUCACGACCACCAGGAGACCCAUCUGGGUCCUGAACCGGAGCCCCGGGCAGAACCUGUGGUCCGUAGCGGAGCAGUUCGACGACGAGGAGUGGAAGUCCCAGUUCCGGAUCUCCAAAGCGACAUUCGCCUUCCUAAUCGAACAGCUUCGCCCGGACAUCGAACGCGUCAGGACGAACUUCCGCGCGCCCAUCGAGCCGCGCCGCCGCCUCGCGAUCGCGCUGUGGUGGUUCUCCCGGUCCGGGGAGUACCGGGCCAUCGCAGACCUGUUCGGGGUCGGCAUCGCCACCGUGUGCCUCAUAGUCCGGCAGGUCACCACGGCCAUACUGGACCGGAUGUACGAGACCUACGUGAGCCUCCCCUCCGGAGACCGGCUGGACGAGACCAUACGGGCCUUCAAGGACCGGUGCUACCCCCAAUGCGCCGGGGCCAUCGGGGGGACCCACAUCCCCAUCGCGGCCCCCAGGGAGAACCCGGACGACUACUACAACCAGGGGGGGUGGCACUCUGUGAUCCUGCAGGCUGUGGUGGACCACGAGCUGUGCUUCACAGACGUGUACGCCGGCUGGCCCGGCAGCACCGGCAUGGCCUCGGUUCUGUCCAGCUCAGACCUGUACCUGAAAGCAGAGGACCGGCCUGAUGGGUACCUGUUCCCCAGAGAGAAGUCCAUCAUGUCAGACGGCGUGGAGAUCCCGGUGCACCUGAUCGGGGACGAGUCAUUCCCUCUGAAGCCGUGGUUGAUGAAGGGUUACAGUCAGCACCAUCAGCUGUCUGCAGAGCAGCGCCGCUUCACCUACACCCUGACCUCCGCCCGCUCCGUGGUGGACACCGCCUUCACCCGCCUGAAGGGGCGCUGGAGGUGUCUGCUGAAGAAGAGGGAGAUCGACGUGUCCAUGAUGCCGCGCGUGGUGGCGGCGUGCUGCGUCCUCCACAACAUGUGUGAACAGCUGGGAGACGCUUUCCUCCCCGAGUGGAACGCAGACAUCAACCCCACCGCCAUGAGCCUGAGGCAGCCGGACGCCGAGCCGUACCACGGGGACGAGUACAGCACCGCCGAGGUCAUCAGAGACACCAUCACAUACAACCUGCUCACUAUACUGCAGUACUGACCUUUAUACUGCAGUACUGACCUUUGACCUCUAUACUGCAGUACUGACCUUUAUACUGCAGUACUGACCUUUAUACUGCAGUAUUGACCUUUGACCUCUAUACUGCAGUACUGACCUUUAUACUGCAGUACUGACCUUUAUACUGCAGUACUGACCUUUAUACUGCAGUACUGACCUUUUACCUUUAUACUGCAGUACUGACCUUUGACCUUUAUACUGCAGUACUGACCUGUAUACUGCAGUACUGACCUUUAUACUGCAGUACUGACCUUUAUACUACAGUACUGACCCUAAUACUGCAGCACUGACCUUUGAUCUAUAUACUGCAGCACUGACCUUUGACCUUUAUACUGCAGUACUGACCCUGAUACUGCAGUACUGAUCUUUGACCUGUAUACUGCAGUACUGACCUUUGACCUUUAUACUGCAGUACUGAUCUUUGAGAUUUAUACUGCAGUACUGACCUUUGACCUUUAUACUGCAGUACUGACCUUUAUACUGCAGUACUGACCUUUAUACUACAGUACUGACCCUAAUACUGCAGCACUGACCUUUGACCUUUAUACUGCAGUACUGACCCGGAUACUGCAGUACUGAUCUUUGACCUGUAUACUGCAGUACUGAUCUUUAUACUGCAGUCCUGACCCUAAUACUGCAGUACUGAUCUCUAUGUCUGUAGCUAGAGGACGUGCCUUAACAAACUGAGUACUGAAGACGUUGAACUUUGAAGCAGACUGAACUCCAGAGCGUCAGAGAGCUGACCCCCCCCCCCCCCCCCCCCUGCAGUGAAUGAGCUCCUGUGCACACACACUUCAAACUAUGCAAGACCUUAUGUGACAGUUGGGAUCAGUUCCACCCUCGUCUUCCUCCUCUGUUAAUACGUCUAACAGACUCUGAGGGAGGAUGACGUCCCUCCAUCAGUACUCCUCCGUGUGUCACACGCUGCAGACGAGGCGUACCUGAACCUUCACAGCUCUCACAAGUCCUGGAUUAGUUUCUGUUCUCCUGUCUUUAACCUUAUUUAACUGUGUUUGUGUUUUAUUAUGAAGCAACAUGCUGACACCUGUUGCUCUGUGAAUAAAGAUGUUCUUUAUAUUAAAGUAUUUCUGAAGUCUUGA
Molecule: messenger RNA, 2505 nt
Organism: Notolabrus celidotus (New Zealand spotty)
Lineage: Eukaryota; Metazoa; Chordata; Actinopteri; Labriformes; Labridae
Product: protein ANTAGONIST OF LIKE HETEROCHROMATIN PROTEIN 1-like
Exons: 3
Coding region: 44-1387 (447 amino acids)
Source: RefSeq, a predicted model, not a curated record